AUGAUAUACGCACGGAACAUAAAAGAAAAAGAUACACAUCUGAGUAAAUGUUUAAGUUGGUUGCUGCGACACGGCGCACAUAAAGAAGGGUUUACGUUGAGUCCUGAAGGAUAUUUGUCUGUUGAUGAAAUACUACAACACAAAUCAUUUAAGGAUAAAUACAGCAAAACUGAUGUUGAGCGAGUAGUGAAUAACAAUGACAAGCAAAGGUUCAAAUUGAGAUGCAAUCCACAUACAAAUAUUCUUGAGAUAAAAGCAAAUCAGGGGCACAGUAUCAGCAAUAUUGAUGAUUCAGAACUGACACCUAUUUUAGAACCCAAAUACAGCACAGUGGUUCAUGGAACAUAUUAUGAUUGCUGGCCAAAAAUAAAAUCGGAAGGUUUGAGUUGCAUGAAAAGAUGUCAUAUACAUUUAUCAAAAGGCACGCUUGGUGCCAAUGUCAUCAGUGGACUCCGUAAGAACGUCCAAAUAUACAUUUUCAUUGAUAUAGCCAAGGGAUUGGCAGAAGGCAUCAAGUUUUACGAGUCCGAAAACGGCGUUGUACUGACGCCGGGAAAUGAAUCUGGCUUUUUAGCGCCAAAAUAUUUUGAAAAAGUUGUUGACGUUAAAACAGGUUGA
Parnassius apollo (apollo) is the source of this 618-nucleotide messenger RNA. The record is from the annotation of a GenBank genome assembly. NCBI's taxonomy places the organism in Eukaryota, Metazoa, Arthropoda, Insecta, Lepidoptera, Papilionidae.